Lodderomyces jiufengensis is the source of this 1344-nucleotide messenger RNA. RefSeq lists its product as uncharacterized. The coding region runs from base 1 to 1344 and encodes 447 amino acids. Gene Ontology annotation, biological process: vacuolar transport. The record is from RefSeq and is a predicted model, not a curated record. The transcript has a single exon. NCBI's taxonomy places the organism in Eukaryota, Fungi, Ascomycota, Pichiomycetes, Serinales, Debaryomycetaceae.
AUGCUGAAUAACAUAGAAGAGUUUAUAAAGCAAGUUCCAUCAUUCAAAGAAUCAAGACUAAACUCAUUAUAUUCGGAUUUUGAAAAAAACAAACAAUUAAAUCCAGAAGGUUAUCAAGCAAAUAUACAAGCAUGGAAGUCAUUAAUUUCAAAAUUAAUUACCUCAAUUAAAUAUGAUUCCGAAAGUCAAUUAAGCCUAUCUGUUUAUAAUCCAAAUCUUAAACAUGCGUUAAUGAUACCUAUAUAUGGAGAGCCUAAAAAUUUGAACGGAAUUUUGCAAGAGUUGGUAAAUGAAAGGUUUUUGGUUCCAGAAUCAUUAUUCAUGGGUGCAACAGAGACUUAUAUUGGUGUUGUAAAUAAUCAUUUCACUUUAAGAGAUUAUACGUCAAUUAAUGCAUGGUUGCAUUGGAGAUCAUUGAAGAACUUUCAGGUAUCGAAAAAUGAUAAAUUGGUAAAUGAUAAAUAUAUAUACUGGGAUGAAUUAGUAAAACUAGGUGAGAAAUUCAAGAACAAUAUAAAAAGUAAAAUAGUCGAUAACGAGAGAUACUCAAAUACAUUAUUUACAAAUGAUCAAUUAUACAAUAAGAUUAAUAAAGAACUCAAUAUAACGAAACAGGAUUUCAAGAUAUUUUUGAAGUAUAUAUCAAGGGAUUUAAAACUAUGUAAAGUCAAAGAGGUAGAUGGAGUAACAUAUAUAAAGUUUCCGAAAUCAGAACGAGAUGAGAUCACGAACGAAGACAUACUGAUAAUAAAUAUCAAAUCAAAUUUACAAUCACUAGAUAUUAGAGUAAAAGAACUUGAGAAAAAAUUACAAAACAUAGAUCUAAAGUCAGUACUAAAGUUUCCAAAAGAUAUUCAAAAAUUGAAAUUAUCACAAUUGAUAAAAUUCAAAAAAAACUUGACAAUAAAACUAGAUCAAAAUAUAUCAUUACAAAAUGAAAUGUUCAACAUAUUAAAUAAAAUUAAUGAUGCAAGAUUCAACAUUGAUUACUUACAAAUUUUAUCAGAUAGUGCAAAAGUUUUAAGUAAGUUCAAUAAUGCAAUUAAUAUUGAAGAUAUUGAUAAAGUUAGAGUUGAUAUUGAUGACAAGAUUGCAAAAGAACAACAUAUAAGUGAUGCAUUGACUGAAAAUAAAGAAAUUGAGCAUGAUGAUGAACUUGAUAAAGAAUUAGAGAAAUUAUUAGAAGAAGAUAAACUAGAUAAAGAGGCUGCCGCUCAAGAAGAUUCUACAAAACUUGAUGAAGAAAAUCAAUUACUACAUAAAUUGGAAAAAUUAAAAGUUUUAGAUCAAAAAUCAGAGUCAAUACCAAAUGGAGAGAAAGCAGAAAAGAUAAUUGCAGAAUAG